AUGGAAUCAAAAUCAAAUUACAAUAAUCCUUAAACUUAAUUAGACAACGAAGGAUCAUUCGUUGAUAAAAUAAUAUUGGAAAUGAAAUAAUUAAUCUUUAAGAUAGUAACACAGAUGUUAAAAAUUGAAUCUCAAUCUGUUUUUUUUUAGCUACUGAUGAGACUCAUAUAAUAUAUGUAAUUGAAUGCUAUACUUUUUAAUCGAUAAAUCUGGAAAAUUUGGUAAGUUACAUCAGUGUCUUAACCAUUGCACACUUUUUUCAAGUAUUGAUAUAACUUAUUUUAGCUACUUUAUGAUUACACCAUAUUUUGAUUUAGAAAGUUUUUCGUAUUUUGUAGUAAUAAUGUAUGUUUGUUUAUCAUUAUUUUUGAUAACACUCAUGCUUAUUUUUGUAAUUGGUUUUUAUUCAAAUAAAUAAAACCAAAGUUUUACAUGGGCAAUGGCAAUUCUUAAAACGUUGAUCGAAUUUUUUCUGUCAAUAUUAUUUCUACCUUUUGUUGAUGUUUUUUUAGCAAUGAUAGCUUGUUAUGAUAAUGGGAAAGGUUAAUUUUAGCAUUUUUUGUUUGAUAUUUAUUGCUGGGAAAAUGUACACAUAGUACAUGGAAUUGUUGCUAUCAUAGCUUUGAUAAUUUUUAGUUUUACCACAUUAUUAUUUUCAAUGAUAUAUUAUGAAGUAAACUAUUUACCAUAAAAAUUGAAUUCAAAAAAAUAAAGUAGAUCAACAACAUUUUUGUUGUUAUAUGAAUUAGUUAUGGUAAUAUGCUACACUUUUAUGAAUGAUAAAGUAUAUGAAUAUGUUCAUAUUUUAAUAAUGUUAAUUGGUAGUUUUCUUGUAUUUUGGUGGUUUCAUGUUGAAAAACCAUAUAAUAAUCAUAUAAUUUAGAAAUCAUAUUCAAUGUUAGUAACAUUUCAUUUAUGGGGUGUUUCUAUGCUAUGUUUUGCAAAAUAUUUAGAAGGAGUAUUAUUUUUUGGAGUUAUAUUUUCUUGGAUGGGAGGAUUGCCUUUAAUAAUAAUAACUCUAAUUCGUCCAUAAAAUGAAUAAUAUGAAAUUUUAAUGACUAAUUUAGCUACUUGCUAAUAACCUGAACAAAUUUAUAAAAUGACAAAUUUUCUAUAGUAAUUAUAAUAUGAAAGUCUAAAUGAUUAAACAUCAGGAUUAGUGAUUGAUGGAUUUUUAGAUCAUCAUAAAAUAACUUGUAUUAGAGAUGAUUGUCAUUUAAAAUUGAAAGGAUUACCUAAUUAUAGAAGAAAUAAAAUAGGACUUAAUGACAGUAAUUUAUAAGAGAGAGAUGUGGAUUUAUCUAUUGUAUUAUAUCAAAUGUAUUUAAAUUAAACAAAAAGAUUUUAGAGUUUUAUUAAAUUAAGGUUAAAAUUUGCUAUAUAUAUGUAUGAAAAAAUGAAAUAAAAAUAAAAUGCUUUAAUUGAACUUUAAGCUAUUGAAUAAAUGUUUCCUAAAUUUGAUGAAGAAUUUAUUAUUUUCAGAUUUAAAAAAAUAAUAGAAGAAGAAUUAAAUUCUGGUGAUGGAUACGGAAAUUUCGAUUUAGGUAAUGAAUUAUAAUUCUAAAAUAAUUAUAAGACAUUAUAAAGAUAUAUUGAAAGAUCUUCAUUACUUCAUAUGGACUUUUGGUCAUUAUUAUAAGAAGAUUUUCCUGAUUUAAGUAAAUUAAAUGAACUUGGAUAAAAAAUAAAUAACUCAAUCGUAUAGAUAGAGGAUUUAUGGAAGAAAAUGUAAAAAUAAAGCACAAAUUUAGCAAAAGCAUUAAGAUUAUAUGGUAAGUUUCAGAUAGAAGUUUUAUAAGAUAAAGAAUAAGGAGAAGAAUUACUUGAAAAAUCUAGAAUGCUCUAAUAAUAAGUAGGUUUAAAUAGAAAUAAAGCAACAACAACAUUUAUAAAUGCAGAAGACAUAGGAUUAGAAGCUUUACCAACAAUAGUAAUAGCAACAACUGUUGAUAAAUUUUCUUAAAUUACUAAUCUUAAUAAAGCUUGUUGUAAUGUUUUAGCUUAUAAUAAGUCAGAAUUAUUAAAUAAAAAAGUUACAUAAAUUAUGCCAAAUAUUUUUUCUAGGUUUCAUGACAGAUAUAUUGAAAAAUUUAUGACUCUAAAUGUUUCAAAUCUAUUCAAUGUAGAUAGAUACAUUUUUGUUAAAUAAAAACACAAUUAUAUUAUACCAAGCUUUUUAAAUAUUAGAAUGCUCUCAUCUUUUGAUGAUACUACACUUAUUGUAGGAUAAUUUAAGUUAAUCAAAUAAUUUAAACCAAUAUGUUAUAUAAUAACAGAUACUGAAAAAAUUAUUGAAUCCAUAUCUGCUUCAUGUUUUUCUUUAUUAGGUAUUGAUAAUAAAUUAAUAACUCAUAAUAAAAUCUAUAUCAAUGAUCUUUUUCCCUCAUUCCAAGAGUAAUUUAGCUCAUUUUUUACUAAAUCAGGAGCACCAAUUAAAUGUAACAAUUCCCUUUUAUAAACUAAAUCUCCUUCUUAUUAAUAAUCAUCUGAAUAAUAAACUGAAAAGUAAAAAUCUGAUAAAUGUUUUUAAAUUUAUUAAUGUAAUGUAUCAGAAAUCAGAGAUUUUGAGAAACAACUUGUAGGUUAUGCUAUUAAAUUAGAAUUAAUAUAGAAUGAAAAAUCAUUUGGCACUCAAUAAAAUAUGAGUUUAUUAGGAGAAAAAUAAUAAACUGAAUAAUUAGUUUAUAACUAAUUGUAAUUUAAAUUUAUACCUAAAAUUAUGACAUUCUUAGCUGAACUUGGAAAUGAGGCAAACUCAUAAAGAGUUGAUUAGUCUGUUAAUUGGGAUUAAUAAGAUCAAAGUUCUUAAAUAACAUCGAAUCUUGGAAUGGAAUAUUAAAAGCCUUCUACUGAAAAGAGUGAUGAAUUAUAAUUAAUAUCAUAAUCUGUAAAAUUAGAUGACGGAAUUAAAACAUUGAGAUUAUUUGAAAAUAAAAUCUAAGAUAUUGAAGAUAGAGAAGAUAUCAUUUCUGAAGAUGAAGAAUCAGGAAGAUAAAGUGUUUUUCAAAAGAUUGAUAAUGAUUCAAUUGAUGUAGGAGGGAAUGAUAAUUUGAAUGUUUUUAGAUCAAGAACAAAUUUACUUUAAUUGAUAAAUAUUCAAUAAACACCUAAAGUCAUUACAAAACUUAAUUGGACAAUGAAUUUAGAAAUGCUUUCAAUAGUCACUUUAUCAUUUGUAGCUUUCUUUUUAACUAAUUAAUAAUACAAUAAAAUAAGUGAUCAAUUAUAUCUAGUUUAAUAAGUAGGAAUUAGAAAUGCAGAAUUUUUUAAUUUAAUUGCAGCAAUUUAGAAUUUAUAAAUGAAAUAAUUAGGAAUUUGGACAUUUAAUUCUGAUUUAGAGAGUGCAUAAUAUGAAAAGGAUUAAAGGAUCAAUAUAAAUAAUACUAUUAAUACAAUAAAUGAAAUUAAUACAAUAUUGACAUUAAAUAGCGAAAAUGAUAAUGCAUAAUUAAAAGAAUUGUAUACAAAAAAUAUUGUAAAUAUGAGAGUUAGUGAAGGAGUUUUUUAAAAAUAUGAUUUAGUUUAAGCAAUGCAAUAAUUAUUGAGUAAAUCACUUAUUAUUAGAGAUAAAUAAUUAGAAUUUAUGACUCCUAAUGAUGAAGAUUUUAAAUUUUUGGUAUUUAAUCUUUUAAAUGAUUUUUCAAAUCAUUUGAAAAAUUCAACUGAGCAAUAUUCCAUAGAUUUAAGUUAGAAAACAGUUGAUAACAGAUAAGAAUUAAUAAGUAUUUUAGGAACAUCUUCAGGUAUUUUAGGUGUAUCAUUACUAUUACUGAUAUUUUUUUUAAUUUAGAUGGCUAGUAGAUUAUAAGAAAUUUUAGUGCUUUUUUUAGAUAUUCCAGAUAAAACUGUAAAAUUUUUGUAUUCAAAAUGUGAAAACUUUUUAUCUAAUAUUUAAAUAGGAGAAGAUGAUGAAAUGUUGUCAGAUUUUGAUGAACUUGAAAAAGAAGAGAGGGAAGAAUUGAAUAAAACUUUAAAAUAAAGAAGAAAAAAAAAAAAAUAUAAAAAUUCUAAUAAAGAAUUGAGAAAUUUAAUUUUGGUUACUCUAAUUUUUACUAUAUUAUUUUAAAGCUAUUUCAUAAUAUUUUAUUUUUUGAGUAGUGAGAUGCUUACAAAUUUAAAUUAGAUGGUACCUGAAAUUAAUUCGACAUCUUAUUGUGAAAGUUUUUAUAAAUUUGUUGAAGGAGCUGAGAGACAUGUAUUUUUAAAUAGAGAUAUUUCCAUAACUGGUAUUGAUUCAUAUUAAUUACUUAAAUCUGGAAUAGAUGCACUUUAUUAAAUAGAUUCAUAUUUUCAUUAAGAACAUUCUUUAAAUGUAGAAAUUCUAAAUACUGUUUAUGUAGAUGCUUUUUAAGAGAUUUUCAUGCUUUAACCUUGUGCAAUAUUUUCUAAAUAAAUGCAAACUGGAACUGAAGAGGACUGUAAAUCUUUUGCUUCUGGAGCUAUUGAUUAAGGUAUGGCUGUAGGAUUAGCAAGAUUUAUAGAAAAUAUUAGAUUUUUAUUAACAAUUUAUGAAUAAUUUUAUGGUCAUCCUGAAGUUUCAUUUUCUAAUGCUGUAAGAGGAAAUGUCAUAUUUAAGAAUAUUACUUAGAAUGAUGAUAAUGUUACAAAUUACAUUUAUAAUUUAAACAAUUUUAAAUAGGCAAAAGAAUUGAGAGUAAUGUAAAGUACUUAUUUAAAAGGUAACAAUAUAAAUAAUUUUAGCUACUUUUCGAUAUUUAUUCAUUAAAUUAAAAGAAGGUAUUAAUUCAGAUAUGUCUAAUUCUAAAACUUAGCUAUUAGCUUUAUUUAUCAUAUUUGAAGCAAUUUUGUUUAUUCUCUAUUUUGUUUUUUGGUUGCCUCUGACAAUUAAAUUAAUUCGAGACAUUUAAAAAACAAGAAUAAUGGUAAUGAUGAUACCAUUAAAAGUUAUUAUAAAAAUAAGAUCCAUAAAAUUAUAUAUUAAAGAUGUAAUUUUAGAAAAAGCUAUAGAGAAAUGA
Paramecium sonneborni is the source of this 4976-nucleotide messenger RNA. The record is from the annotation of a GenBank genome assembly. Lineage: Eukaryota; Ciliophora; Oligohymenophorea; Peniculida; Parameciidae.